AUGGGAAAAUCUUCGGUGAUAGUUUGCUUUGACGUGAGGUCUGAGAAGUUCAGCUUUAUUAACUUGGAUAAGGACAUGGAACGAUAUGACCCUUUUUGUAAUGGGUAUGCAUGUGGUUACUUGACUUUGUUCAACUACAAAGGUAAAUUAGGUAUACGUCAGAAUACAAGAAAGGAUAAUAUUCCACUUGUGUUGUGGGUUAUAGAAGAUGCUCAAAGAUAUAAAUGGUUCAAGCAGGCCUACGAAUUGCCUCCUUUGAUCAGACGGAAAUGGUUUGUAGGAAUGACUGGCGCUGGUGAAAUCGUGUGGUACUGGCCUUGCUGCUUUUACUUGUACAAUCUCGAGAGGGAAACUUGUACAAGAGUCAAUAUUCAGGGAUUUGAAGAGCUCGAGCAUCGUCGUACUACUCACAUCUUUGUAGACUAUGUGGAGAAUCUCAAGUUGAUGUAA
Messenger RNA from Microthlaspi erraticum, 450 nucleotides. NCBI's taxonomy places the organism in Eukaryota, Viridiplantae, Streptophyta, Magnoliopsida, Brassicales, Brassicaceae. The record is from the annotation of a GenBank genome assembly.